Molecule: messenger RNA, 768 nt
Organism: Cicer arietinum (chickpea)
Lineage: Eukaryota; Viridiplantae; Streptophyta; Magnoliopsida; Fabales; Fabaceae
Source: RefSeq, a predicted model, not a curated record
AUGUGGUCAGAUGCUCCAGAAUUGAGAAUCCAUGGGCUAAGAGAAGAUUCAAACAACUUUGAGAGGAUCUCAAAGGCAUCUACAUCAAAGCAGGCAUGGGAGAUCUUGGUCAAGUACUAUACAGGUGGGGAAAAUGCCAAGAAACUGAAGAUCAAAAUUCUAAGAAGGCAAUACGAAUUAUUGCAAAUGGAAGAAGAUGAAGUUGUGGCAGAUUACUUCAAUCGUGUGCAGGUUGUUGUUAAUCAGAUGAGAACAAAUGGUGAAUCAUUAACUGAAGUGGUGAUUAUUGAAAAGAUCCUUAGAACAUUAACACAAAGGUACGAUUACAUAGUGGGGGCAAUUGAAGAAUCAAAGGAUCUUAAUAAGAUGAAGGUGGAGGAUUUGCAAGACUCUCUUGAAGCUCAUGAACUGAGAGUAAGAGAAAGGUGUGCAGCAACCUCAACAUCUCAAGUACAGGCCCUGCAAGCCCAAGUUAGCAAGAAGACCAACCAAAGUGAUAAAAAUAACAAGAAUUCGAGUGGCAAGAAAACAUUCAACAAGAAAGGAAUCCAAUGCUACAAUUAUCAAAAAUUGGGGAAUUUUGCAAAUGAACGCAGAUCCAAGAAGGUUCAAAGAGAGGAUGAUGAAGCACAAAUGGCAGCUGAGGAUUCAGACUCAGAUGAGGUGUUGUUGAUGGCUACAACAAAAUCAGAUGAUGACUGCCUAGAGCAGUGGUACCUUGACAUGGGUUGUUCAAAUACACGAAUGGCCAAAAAGAGUGGUUUGUAA